AUGUCAACUACUCACGAUUCCCCACCACCCAUUCCGCCAAAGCCUAAUAAUACACCAGACAGGGGUUCGAAAGUUGGUAAUGUUACCAACAUUGAUCAAUUACUAAAUUUGAUUGAUAAUGAACUCGGCAAUUCUCGUUCUGAAGACGAAACUUGGAAUCAAGCAACAGUAAGACAGCCAGCUCCUGUAGAUCCAAAACAUCAAGCUAUGCCGUUAAAUAUAAAUACAAGCACACAUUUUUCUGAAACUACGAAUACCGCAAGUUCGAUGCGGCCACAUCUAAUGCAACCUCAACACGCAACGACAGCAUAUAAUUAUGGCAGCAGAGCGUAUACCGGACCUUAUUAUUCGUCAUAUCCUCGUGACCUAACUUCUCAAGGAUGGCCCGCUCAGGCUCCGGCUUAUCCGCCAAACUCUAAUAUAAGGCCUUUACCUAAUCCGCCUUCGAAUACAGCCUAUCCUUCUCAUAAUCAAUCUGUUCGAUAUUCUCAAAACAUGUAUCCAUAUGGAACCCCUUACGUACCUCCGACGACAAAUGUACCAACAGCAAUGCCCGCGUAUCCUGUAAUGCCCGAUUAUCAUAAAUAUAUAGAUAAGUCUACGGGACCACAGCAUGUUCAACAUAUUGAUCAAAACAUCCAACCACGAAGGAGUCCUCAACAACCUACACAGCCCGUAUACCCACAGGAAUUGCCUUAUGAUGCAUAUCCAACCGAUUUUACACAUAAUUAUACACAAUCAUCUAGCCAUGCACCUAAUAUGUGGGCGUCGACUACUCCGCAAAUGACGUCAAUACAGUCCAUAAGUGUAAUACCAGAAGUCAAAAAACCACAUUCGGCUAACCCUCGACCGUUUAAUCCCGCAUUAUUAUCGUGUAUAGCACUAGCAUUUCGGACUAAUAUUAAUUUGGGGACUCAUACGAAGGGUGCAUUAGAAUAUCCAGAAAGCUUUACCGGCAAAGACGCUGUGAGCACUAUACACUCCCUUGUUCAGCAUGAAGUGUCCGAUAUUUCUCGUCAUAUUGCGUUGUCAAUGGCUCGUUCAUUGGAAGCCCAACUUUAUUUUCAUUCAGUCUACUGGGCCAAUGUUACUGUAAUUAAAGACACAGAAGAUGAAGUUUACGUAUUCCUAAACCCGGAUCCUGAAACUCCCACAACUGUCGAACUGGAUGAAGAUUUUCCAACAGGAGUUUUUCCUAUUAUUGCAAAAUGCUAUAGUCCUCGUUGUAGUAUUGAUGGUAAAGGUUGUUAUUCUAGGACUUGUCCCAAUUAUGUUCCAGGAGUGGACGAAAAACCACCAGAUCCUUCUAUGAGAAGACCAGAAAGCUUGACGCCUAUUGAUGUUGUAGAAACUCCGACUCAGGACCGUACAUGGGUCGGAUCUGUAUCGAAAGAAAUCUUGGAGUCUCUUAGCAAAGAAGAAAUAAAACGUCAAGAAAUUAUUUUUGAAACAAUAUAUACAGAAGAAGAUUAUGUGAAGGACUUAGAUCUCAUAGAAGAGCUUUAUAUAAAGGGACUUUAUACAGCUUCACCGCAAGUUAUUCCUCCACCUCAACUUGAAGGCUUCAUUCAAGAAAUUUUCUUUAACGUCUUAAAAAUUCGUGACCACAAUCGAAAAAUGCUUGAACAACUACAAAGGCGACAAAAGGAAGAUCCAGUGGUGAAAGUUAUAGGGGACAUAUUUUUUGCUUGUGCGGUAGAAUUUGGUAAUGAUUAUAUAGAUUACAACGGACAUUUUCCCAUCGCUGACAAUCUUAUUAAGGCUACUAAAUUAAGGAAUCCUGAAUUUAAAAGAUUCUUGGAGCAAUGUUCACGGUCGAAAGAAGCUCGCAGACUUGAUUUUCGUCAUUUCAUACAACGUCCAACUACACGUUUACAACGAUAUACAUUAUUAAUUGAACAGAUUAAGAAGCAUACACCAGAUAAUAACAAAGAUAAAGAAUAUCUUGACGAUGCUCUGCAAACAAUUCGUCAACAGUGCGUUGUAAGCGAUAAUAGAGUUCACGAAGCCGAAAAUCGUCUGAAGAUAUUGGAAAUUGAACGUAAAUUGGUCAAAAAAGAUGGAGGACCUUGCAAUGAGCUUAAUCUUUCCGAUCCAAAUCGACAACUUUUAUUCAAGGGUGAAUUACAAAAGAGAACUAAUCUUGAUAAACAGGAUUUAUUAGUAUUUCUCUUUGAUAAUUAUUUGGUCAUGACAAAGGAAAAGAAAGGACCUGAUGGCGAGAUGAAAUAUUUUAUAUCAAAAAAGCCUAUUCCUUUAAGUUUCCUUAUUAUAGAUACUCCUAGCGAAACCCCACAAGCAAGGACUGCAACGUUUCAUAUCAAUAUUAAACAACUUGAUAAAGUUCGGACAAGAACUAAUAGUACAAUGCAAUCUCCUAACUCACCACAAGUUGUUACUGAUCUUGAAGGUCAAGACAGCACUUAUGGUCGAUAUCCGUUCACUAUCCUUCACAUUGGACGACAUGGAGGUCAAUAUCAAUUAUUUGCUGAUUCAGCGAAUACACGGAGACUAUGGAAAGAUAGAAUACAAGACGCACAAACCAAGCUUUUAUCGAACGAUGCUGUUAAUAAACAGAUAUUUGAAGUAUUUACAUUAAAUGAUUGUACCUUCGUAAGUGGUGUAUCUUCAGCCAAUGCUGGAACAUCAGGAACAUCUAUAUCAAGAAGCAAAGUGACUUGUUCCGUACCCUUCGUUACAGCAGAGAAACGUAACAUGGUCGCUAUUGGAGCUGAAGAUGGUGUUUGGAUGGGAUUCGGAGGAGAAGUGGGGACUUUCAAGCAAGUUUUAACUGUCAGUAAUGUGACCCAGAUGGCAGUUCUUGAGGAUUUUGGAAUAUUUGUCGUGUUAUGUGAUAGGACACUCUGGGCAUUUUCUCUGGAAGCUAUAAUACCAUCAUCAUCUUCAAGUGGAAAUUCCAACCAACCGUAUCGCCAACGCCUGAGUGCUGGUAACAAUGUCCAAUAUUUUAAUGUUGGCGUUAUAAAGGAAAGGAAUUCUACAAAGGAAAAAACUUUAGUGGUAUACAUGAAAAAGAGAGGUUUAGAAAGUCACUUUAAGGCUUUGGAGCCUAUAUGCGCUGUUGGUUCAAGUAGUGAUAAAUCAAAAACAUCAUCUUCACGCCGUGGUGCGUUUGCUAAUUUAAUUCAUUCAAAAACUGAAUGGUUCAAGGAGUACAAGCAAUUUUAUAUCCCAUCCGAAUCAUAUUCGGUGAAUUUCCUAAGGUCUAAACUUUGUGUCGUAUGUACACGUGGGUUCGAAAUCGUAAAUUUGGAUACUCUACAAAAUGUAACUAUCCCCGAUGCCGCGGAUCCGUCAUUCGCACAAUUGGGAAAGAGACUAGAAACAUCCAAACCACUUGGAAUGUUUAGGUUGAAUGAUGAUGAAUUUUUAUUAUGCUAUGACGACAUAUUCUUUUACGUUAAUAAACAUGGUGAACUAUCGCGCAAAGAUGUGAUGGAAUGGGAAGGUCAUCCCGAAGCAGUAGCAUUGCAUCUUCCCUAUAUUAUUGGUUUUGAUCCGUUGUUUAUCGAGAUACAUGACGUUGAAACUGGAAAAUUAUUGCAAGUAAUAGCGGGAAAGAACAUGCGAUGUUUGAACGAUAAUUCUUCAGGAAAACACGCAAUACAAGCAGUUAUGCAACAUCCUUAUCAUGAUGCACAAUACAUAUUCCAAUUAGUAGCGGCAGACAUCAGAAGGCAUGAUAGUUAUAGAUCAUCUCGUUAA
This is a messenger RNA of Dentiscutata heterogama, 3726 nucleotides long. NCBI's taxonomy places the organism in Eukaryota, Fungi, Glomeromycota, Glomeromycetes, Diversisporales, Gigasporaceae. The record is from the annotation of a GenBank genome assembly.